AUGGGUCAGAUGACCUAUUCUGAGAGUGACCCUGGUGAGAACCAGACCAUCUCUGGUACGCUCAUCCUGCUGGGGUUUUCCUACCUUGGUGAGCUGCAAAUCCUUCUGUUUCUGCUGCUGCUGGUCACCUACCUCCUCACCCUGAUGGGGAACCUGCUUGUUAUCAUUCUAGUAAAGCUGAACCCCUCCCUCCACAGCCCCAUGUAUUUCUUCCUGGUCAACCUGUCCUUCCUGGAAAUCUGCUUCACCUCCAGUGUUAUCCCUCAGCUGCUGGUUCAUCUUCUGGUGGAGGAAAAGUCCAUCUCUCUUGUCGGCUGUGCAGCCCAGAUGUACGUGUUCAGCAUCAUGGGCCUCACGGAAUGCUGCCUCCUCGCAGCCAUGGCCUACGACCGCUACGUAUGCCACCCCUUGCACUACACAACCAUCAUGAGCAGCCGGGUAUGUGCCCAGCUCGCGGGGGCUUCAUGGUUCAUUGGGAUCUCAGUAGAAGUUGCUCAGAUCUCGUGGGUCUUUAGCCUGCCCUUGUGUGGCUCCCACCACAUCCACCACUUCUUUUGCGACAUCCUACCCGUGGUUAAGAUGGCCUGCGCCGACACAUCAAAGAAUCAUAUUCUAGGAUUCUUUAUUAUUGCGCUUUUUAUCACGAGCCCUUUCUUCAUGAUAAUCCUGUCCUACGUCUACAUUAUCUCCACCAUCCUCAAGCUGCCAUCCGUGGAGGGCAGGCGUAAAGCCUUCUCCACCUGUUCCUCCCACCUCAUGGUGGUGAGUUUGUUCUAUGGAACGGCCCUUUUCACCUACCUGUGGCGGAAUUUUAGCUCCACUCUGGAGAAUGACCAUAUAGUUUUUCUCAUGAACAUAAUUAUAGCACCGGUGUUGAACCCCAUAAUAUACACACUGAGGAACAAAGAGAUGACCUAUUCUGAGAGUGACCUUGGUGAGAACCAGACCGUCUCCGGUGGGUUCAUCCUGGUGGGGUUUUCCUACCUUGGUGAACAUCGAUGA
Pelodiscus sinensis (Chinese soft-shelled turtle) is the source of this 1002-nucleotide messenger RNA. Its product is annotated as olfactory receptor 10A4-like. Gene Ontology annotation, cellular component: membrane. Lineage: Eukaryota; Metazoa; Chordata; Testudines; Trionychidae. The record is from RefSeq and is a predicted model, not a curated record. Gene Ontology annotation, biological process: G protein-coupled receptor signaling pathway. Gene Ontology annotation, molecular function: G protein-coupled receptor activity; olfactory receptor activity.